Kuraishia capsulata CBS 1993 is the source of this 1635-nucleotide messenger RNA. RefSeq lists its product as uncharacterized. Lineage: Eukaryota; Fungi; Ascomycota; Pichiomycetes; Pichiales; Pichiaceae. Gene Ontology annotation, molecular function: carbohydrate:proton symporter activity. Gene Ontology annotation, biological process: carbohydrate transport; transmembrane transport. Bases 1 to 1635 code for a protein of 544 amino acids. Gene Ontology annotation, cellular component: membrane. The transcript has a single exon. The record is from RefSeq and is a predicted model, not a curated record.
AUGACAGAGAACAACUCGAUACAUAGUGAGAGCGCUGCCUUCAACCAGGCAGCCCAAACCCAGGUGGAAGACAAAAACUUGACAAAUUGGCAAACUGUGAAAAAGUAUCCAUUUGCAGUCUACUGUUGUUUUGUUGUUAUCUGGAUGUUUAUCCUGUGCUCGUUCGAGAACCAAGCUGGUGGAAUCGUGGUAUCGAUUCCCGAGUUCAGAAAGAAUUUCGGUCAUCCCUAUACAACUUCUACUGGAGAAACUAGUUACGUUAUUGAAGCCAGCUGGCAGUCAGCAUUCAGUGGAGUUCCAAUUGCUGCAGGAAUCAUUGGCCAGAAUGUUGGUUCGCUUCUGGCUGAUAGGGUUGGUAAGAAAUGGUUACUGUUUGCUCACGUGCUAUUUUCUGUUGCGUUUGUUGGCUUAGAAUUUGCUGCAACUAACGUGCAAAUGUUUCUUGCUGGUAAAACUUUGAACGGAUACUGUGUGAGUUUGAUUCAAGCUGUCGGUGUUACGUAUGUUGCGGAAAUCGCUCCAUUGCGUCUUCGCGGGUUGAUCGUUUCGAUCUGCAAUGUGUCUUUCUCCAUUGGUCCCCUCAUUUGCUUCAUCAUUAACUACUCCAUUUCUGAGAGAAGUACUUCCUGGGCGUAUAAAGCAGUGUUUGCUUCUCAAUGGGGAUUUGCAGCUGUCACGCUUCCACUGGUGAUCUUCCUUCCAGAAUCACCUUGGUUCUAUGCGCUCAAAGGCCGUGUGGACAAAACUGAAGAAUGCUACAGAAAGCUACUGAGGGAUCCUGUGGCUGCACAUGAGCAGGCAAUAGUUGCACAUGUAACCGUUCAACAGAAUGCGGAGCUCGAACGCAGCUCCUCCUAUAUUGACUGCUUCAGGGGCAGAGACUUAUGGAGAACCAUUAUAUCUGUGGUACCGAUGGUGAUUCAACCUAUGUCUGGAGUAUACUUUACAAUCAAUUAUACGACAUAUUUUUUUGAGCUGGCAGGAUACGAUACUCCAUCGUCAUUCAGACUCACCGUGGGAUCCCAGUGUCUAUCUAUAGGUGGAAACAUUGCUGCUUGGUUCGUUGUCGACAGGUUCGGCAGAAGGGCUAAUCUGCUCUGGGGAAUUGUAUUGAUUUCUGUGACUGAUUUCAUCAUUGGAGGAGCCGGUUGUAGCAGUAAUCCAAAGGCUGUAACUACAACUGUUGCUUUUAUGGUUCUUUACGGAUUUUGUUACAACUUGGGUGUUGGAGCGGUUGCAUACCCAAUUGCUUCAGAGAAUGCACGUUCCAGCUUGAGAAACAAAACUGUCGCCCUCUCUUUUUCUAUAAGUGGUGCUGUCGGUAUGAUGUGGUCAUUUGUUCUACCCUAUAUCUUCAAUCCCGAUCAGGCCAAUCUGGGACCAAAGACUAUGUUCAUAUUUGCUGGAAUCUCGACUUUGUUUACAAUUUACGUUUACUAUUUCCAGACGGAAACUGCAAACAGGUCUUUCGAAGAAAUUGAUGAGAUGUACAACAACAAGGUUCCUUUCAGAAAGUUCAAAGGGUACCAGACAGAAAUCUCGAAGGUAGGAAACGAGCAGAUUGAUGUGGGACGUGACGAAAAGGCACAGGAGGCACAGCACUUGGAGACUGUCGAGACAGCAGACUCAGAUUGA